This is a messenger RNA of Anthonomus grandis grandis, 914 nucleotides long. It is a transcript of the gene mRpL24, whose product is annotated as probable 39S ribosomal protein L24, mitochondrial. Bases 96 to 860 code for a protein of 254 amino acids. NCBI's taxonomy places the organism in Eukaryota, Metazoa, Arthropoda, Insecta, Coleoptera, Curculionidae. Gene Ontology annotation, biological process: translation. Gene Ontology annotation, molecular function: RNA binding; structural constituent of ribosome. The record is from RefSeq and is a predicted model, not a curated record. Gene Ontology annotation, cellular component: ribosome; mitochondrion. The transcript has 3 exons.
GUUGCCUCCGAUAUACGUCAAAACAUAACCUGACUUUUUGCAUUCUUAUAAUUUAUUAUUUAAUAAAAUCGCCUAAAAUUAUUUAAAACACAACCAUGAAAAUCACUCUAACCCAACUAACCCGGAUAGGAAAAUGGUCCAAACAAUACGCCAACUUACCGGACCGUUACAUAAACAGGGCGAUGGAACAAGUUUACUGGAAAAAUCCAAAAGGGCCUCAAUAUAAACCGAACGCGGUCAUUAAAAGGAAGGAAUUCUAUUUUGGGGUGCACAGGCCCUGGACCAUGGAGUUUAAGAACGAGAAUCAACCCAAUACCAGACGGCCCAAAGUGUUUGUUGAACCUAUACUAGAAUGGAGCUAUUUCCGAGGGGAUAGAGUAGAAAUUUUAGUAGGCAAGGACAAAGGCAAACAGGGCAUUGUAAAACAAAUAUUUGAAGAAAGAAACUGGAUCUUAGUGGACGGUCUUAACUGUAAACUUAAAAACCUUGGAAAAGAUACCAAAAAGGACUUUGAUGGAGUUUACAUCCAAGAGGAACAGCCUUUACUAGUUACAACUGAUGUGGCCCUAGUGGAUCCCUCCGAUUUCCAAGCAACUGAAUUUGAAUGGAGGUUUACUGAGGAAGGCAAUAAGGUAAGAGUCUCGCUCAGGACAGGUCGCAUAAUUCCAAUUCCUGGGUCAGUAGAGGAAACAAUAGAUUACAAAAGCAAAGGGACCUACAAAGAGCAACCCAAAGACACCAAAGCCGAUGUAGUAAGUGAAGUAACUUUCCAACCAAAACUUUGCACAUUUGAAAUGGAUAUCAUGGAAGAUAUGGGCAUCAAAGAGGACAGGGUGCCUGUUAAGUCAUAUUGGUACUAAAUUUGUUUGAUGAACAUUAUGUUUUAAAUGAAAUAAUAAAUAGUUGUUUUUCAA